Messenger RNA from Rhododendron vialii, 2636 nucleotides. RefSeq names its product pentatricopeptide repeat-containing protein At1g80880, mitochondrial. Gene Ontology annotation, molecular function: protein binding. Bases 100 to 1800 code for a protein of 566 amino acids. The record is from RefSeq and is a predicted model, not a curated record. NCBI's taxonomy places the organism in Eukaryota, Viridiplantae, Streptophyta, Magnoliopsida, Ericales, Ericaceae. The transcript is spliced from 2 exons.
GUCGCAAUUGUGUGUAUUGUUAAAAUUUUGUUCUUACAGUCUCACAAGAAAAUUAUGAGGUUUAGUGAGAAAGAACGCCAUUCACAGUCUUGACAACAAAUGAUGGCACUCCUCACCAUUGCUAGGAGGCUUCAGAGAACGCAUCCCAAACACUUCCUUCCCUUCCCCUUCCACUCACUUCCUCAACCAUCACUUCCCUCUCUCUCCCCUUCAAACCAAGUACACCACCUCUCUCAGGCAUUGCAUCGAACAGGUCUCGUCCUUUCCCGCCCCAUCCCCCAAAUCCCCCAUUUCUGUUCACUCCAACCCUCCCAAGACCAAACUCUCCACGACCCAAUCGACUUCAAUGAAUGCACCAAUGAGAAAACCCAUCAUUUCCAAUUGGGUGUCCGUAAAUUGGUCAAAGCGAUCGAAAAGGUCGACCAGUUUUCCUCCAAAGAGGAAGCAAUUGAGGUUCUUGACAAGGCGGGUGUCGAACCGAAAGAAGAGUUGGUGUAUCUGGCGAUUUGGGAUUUGAGAGAGGAAUGGAAGUUGGCGUUCUUGGUUUUCAAAUGGGGCGAAAAAUGUGGUUGUUUGGGGGGAAAAGUGUGGGAUUUGAUGGUAUGGGUAUUGGGGAACCACAAAAAGUUCAGUACUGCUUGGUGCUUGAUUCGAGACUUGCAUCAGUCUUCGAUGGAUACACGAAGGACAAUGCUUGUCCUGAUGGAUAGGUAUACGGCUGCAAAUGACCCAGGCAAGGCAAUACAGACGUUCCAGCUUAUGGAGAAGUUCAGAAUGACUCCGGAUACAACAGCGUUCCACACACUUUUGACUUCUCUCUGCAAACAUGGAAACAUCGAAGAAGCUGAGGAGUUUAUGCUGCUUAAUAGGAAGCUCUUCCCUUUGGAAACUGAGGGCUUUAACAUAAUUCUAAAUGGGUGGUGUAAUAUAUGUCUUGAUUUAUUUGAAGCAAAAAGAAUCUGGAGAGAAAUGUCCAAGUGCUGUAUUACACCAGAUGCAACUUCUUAUACACACAUGAUAUCCUGCUUCUCAAAAGUCGGGAAUCUCUUUGAUUCACUGAGACUGUACGAUGAGAUGAAGAAAAGGGGUUGGGUCCCGGGCAUUAAGGUGUACAACUCUCUGUUAUAUGUACUUACGUGUGAGAAUUGCCUGGAUGAAGCUCUUAAAAUUUUAGACAAAAUGAAAGAAGCUGGUGUCCAACCUGAUUCUGCCACUUACAACUCCAUGAUAGUUCCUCUGUGCGAAGCAUCAAAGCUGGAGGAGGCAAGAAAUACACUGGCCACCAUGAUAGUAGAGAGUGUGAGCCCAACGAUUGAGACAUAUCAUGCGUUUCUCGAGGGUGCAAGUGUGGAUGUCACGUUGGAAUUUCUUAACCGUAUGAAGAAAACCGGUCUUGGUCCAAACCGGGAUUCCUUUCUGUUGAUUUUUUGCAAGUUCUUAAAACUGAAGCAGCCUGAAUAUGCAUUGAGGAUUUGGGAAGAAAUGAAGCGGUAUGAGGUGGUACCUGAUUCUGCUCAUUUUGCUUUAUUAGUUGAGGGCUUAGCAACAUGUGGGUCGGUGAUCAAGGCUAGAGAAUUGUAUGGUGAGAUGAUAUUGAGUGGCAUGUUAGAUGACCCAAAGCUAAAGAAGCUCUUGAACGAACCAGUGCAACACACCAUUCGUCAAAGUGGAGAAGAAGAAGAACCAUUCGGAAUCUUGAGAAACCUUAAGAAAGGUACUCGGAUACAUCGUGGGAAAAUCAGUGUAAUUAGAAGAAAAGGACGUCAUAAGCAGCCAAGAAAGGGGACACAUGUAACUUAAAACUGCUGUCUGCAGAUUUAUAGGACACUGAGGAUCCGAGGUAAUUGGACUGCAUAUCCGCAUGACUGUGGUGGGUGCCAAAAAUGUUUUAACUCUUCGAAACCCUCUGGCUGCAACUGCAAGUGGAGAUGUCAAGUAAGGAUUCCAGCCGUUGCUCGGGGCAUGGUUGGUCAUGUUCAAAUCCUCUGCAGUACAUCUCUGGUCAUUGGAUUGCAUGAGAAUCUUGAGACAUGAGAAGAUUCCCACGUGAUCUAGUGGUCGAAAAUGCACUGGAAAAACUGGUGCAGAUGAACUUGGGUAGAUAGCAUUUGAGAGGUGGCUGGUCUGGUUUAAGCAAGUGAUGGCUUUCAGGGGAAUGCUUAUCGUGGGAUUGCUUAAUAUGCAAUGAAGUAUUGUUCGAAAUCGUUUCAAAGCUACUCAAGGGGAUGUAUCCAGACUCCAGUUAGCUUGUAGCCAUUCAUAAUGAUCCACUUAUGCUACAGAUUCUUUAAUUGAAAAUCUAACAGUCCCUUUGAUAGUGAGUAAUUGAGAAAAGAAAAGAAAGGAGAAUCCUUUCACUUGUUUGGACAACUGAUUCUAUUCUAAACAUGGUCAUUAUAGUUGACUGCAUCUGCUUCUCGUUCUUUUGAUAUUACUGUUAAAUCACAUUACUGUGGCCUAUUCCAAAUCUUGUUCCAAAUAUAAUGGACAAACUCAAUCCAAGGAGGUCACUGAAAAGUCUCUCUGAUGAGUAUUAGUUCUUGCCUUACUUUUUGUUCUUUCAGAUACUUGGAGCUUUCUGGUACCUAUUUGCUGUUGAAUGUACUGAUGCAUGCUGGGAGAUUUGCUGUUGAAAA